CGCACGGAGCGCCCGCCCGCCCUGGCGCCGGCUGCCUGCCCCUCCCGCGCUUCCCCCGGGCUGCUCUGAGCAUCCCUCCGCCCCUCUUGCAUUUGUCUUAAUUCUUCUCAGAGACAAGAUGGCAACGCCGGCGGCGGUAAACCCUCCCGAAAUGGCAUCAGAUAUUCCUGGCUCGGUGGCCUUGCCAGUGGCUCCCAUGGCGAGUGGACAAGUGAGGAUGGCAGGAUCCAUGCCUUCCAGAGGAGGAAAGCGUCGCUCUGGAAUGGACUUUGAUGAUGAAGAUGGGGAGGGGCCCAGCAAAUUUUCAAGGUAUGAUGGUGAUCAAAUCACUGGUGAUAAGGAAAAGUUUGCAAGGGAGAAUCACAGUGAGAUUGAGAGGCGCAGGAGAAAUAAGAUGACCCAGUACAUCACCGAGCUGUCGGACAUGGUGCCCACGUGCAGCGCCCUGGCUCGAAAGCCCGACAAGCUGACCAUUCUUCGCAUGGCUGUUUCCCACAUGAAGUCCAUGAGGGGCACUGGAAACAAAUCUACUGAUGGAGCUUACAAGCCUUCCUUUCUUACAGAACAGGAACUGAAACACCUUAUCCUGGAGGCUGCAGAUGGGUUCCUGUUUGUAGUUGCAGCUGAGACGGGGAGAGUGAUCUACGUGUCAGACUCUGUGACUCCUGUGCUGAACCAGCCCCAGUCAGAGUGGUUUGGCAGCACUUUGUACGAGCAGGUUCAUCCAGAUGAUGUGGAAAAGCUGCGAGAGCAACUGUGUACAUCUGAAAACUCCAUGACAGGACGAAUCCUGGACUUGAAGACGGGGACAGUAAAGAAAGAAGGCCAGCAGUCCUCCAUGAGAAUGUGCAUGGGAUCCAGGCGCUCCUUCAUUUGCAGGAUGAGGUGUGGAAAUGCUCCUCUGGAUCAUUUACCUCUGAACAGAAUAACUACCAUGAGAAAAAGAUACAGGAAUGGUCUGGGCCCUGUGAAGGAAGGUGAAGCACAAUAUGCUGUUGUCCACUGCACUGGCUAUAUCAAGGCUUGGCCACCAGCAGGAAUGACUAUACCAGAAGAAGAUGCUGAUGUGGGACAAGGUAGUAAAUACUGCCUCGUGGCAAUAGGAAGGCUUCAGGUGACCAGCUCUCCUGUGUGCAUGGACAUGAACGGCAUGUCGGUGCCCACGGAGUUCCUGUCCCGCCACAACUCGGAUGGAGUCAUCACCUUUGUGGACCCAAGGUGCAUCAGCGUCAUUGGCUACCAGCCCCAGGAUCUUCUGGGGAAAGAUAUUUUAGAGUUCUGCCAUCCUGAAGACCAAAGCCAUUUGCGAGAGAGUUUCCAACAGGUGGUGAAACUGAAAGGUCAAGUCCUGUCUGUGAUGUAUCGGUUUCGCACCAAAAACCGGGAGUGGAUGCUGAUCAGGACCAGCAGCUUCACGUUUCAGAACCCUUAUUCUGAUGAGAUUGAAUACAUCAUCUGCACCAACACUAAUGUCAAACAACUUCAGCAACAGCAAGCAGAGCUCGAAGUACAUCAAAGAGAUGGGCUGUCAUCCUAUGACUUAUCUCAGGUGCCUGUUCCAAGUAUACCAGCUAAUGUUCAUGAGGGUGGAAAGUCUGUGGAAAAGCCUGAUGCUAUCUUCUCCCAAGAGAGAGAUCCUAGAUUUGCUGAGAUGUUUGCUGGAAUAACUGCUUCAGAUAAAAAAAUGAUGGCCUCUGCAUCCACAGCAGGGAACCAGCAGCUUUACUCACAGGGAAGCCCAUUUCAGCCAGGACACUCGGGAAAGACUUUCAGUUCAUCUGUGGUGCAUGUGCCUGGUGUCAACGACAUCCAGUCUUCGUCCUCGACGGGCCAGAACCUGACCCAGAUAUCCCGGCAGCUCAACCAGAGCCAGGUGGCCUGGACGGGAAAUCGCCCACCGUUUCCAGGACAGCAAAUUCCAUCUCAGUCUGGCAAGGCUCAGUCAUCUCCCUUUGGCAUUGGAACAAGUCACACCUACCCAGCUGACCCAUCAUCUUACAGCCCUCUGUCCAGCCCAGCCACCUCUUCUCCAAGUGGGAAUGCCUACUCCAGCUUGGCAAACCGAAGUGCAGGCUUUGCUGAAGGCGGCCAGAGCAGCGGGCAGUUCCAGGGCCGGCCGUCCGAGGUGUGGUCGCAGUGGCAGAGCCAGCACCACAACCAGCAGAGCGGGGACCAGCACUCGCACCCGCAGCCCAACCAGAGCGAGGUGUUCCAGGACAUGCUGCCGAUGCCUGGGGAUCCAACACAGGGUACUGGCAAUUACAACAUUGAAGAUUUUGCUGACCUGGGCAUGUUUCCACCAUUUUCUGAGUAGCUUGUGAAGCAGAAAUGGAAGUUCUUCUUCUCCAAGGCCAUUUCAGUGUGAUUUUGGCGCUGCUUUUUCUGUGUUGCAUUUCUGUAGAAGCUACUAAACCAGAAGACUCAUUUCUCACGUUUCAGAUAGUGGUGUAGAGCUUGCUCUCUCCUCCUUGGGGUGCAUCAGUGCCAGCAGAGGAGCUCCAGCACUUGUUAGUGUUCAUUGACAGCUCCAUUGUUGUUUUUUUUUUUUAUAUUUUAUUGUCAUCUACCUCAGAGAUAAAAAAUUUUGCUUGUUUAAAAAAAAAAUAUCUCUGAGUCUCAAAUAUUUGAAUGUGAAUGAUGCAUAAUAUUUCCUUUGAAUGGUAAUUUUUCAAUAGAUAACAAAGUAACAAAGACUAACAGAGAAAAGGUAAGGUCGUGUCUUGUUACAGUGCCUACCGCUCAAUUUCGAUGCCUUGCUUUAAGCUUAAAUUUCUGAAAGCAGACACAAUAUUCUGUUUUCUUUGAUUCUUGUAGGUUUUAGGUCACUUUAAAUGUUGAGAUUAAGCAACAUAAUGUAGGCCUCUCUCACCCGAAGAUUCAGCUCUGCCUUUUCUAACUUAAACUUGAAUGUGUGUACAUUUUGGUACUUUAUGUAUAUCUUGUGCUGUAUGAAGUGAUUUCCUGUACUGGUUUCUUUUGCCUUUACAAAGGGUCCAUUCUGGAGUGUACUGAAAAGGUUGAUGAUGUAUGUGAAGGAUUUGAAUAUCGUGGGAAUCUCCAUCACUUCACAUAGGUGUUCUUACUUUUAAUUCAGGUGGUUCUCUGUUCAGAACAAACAUUUACUUACAUAAGCUAUUAGUCUGGUUUUGCACUGAAUUGAGGCCUAUAACCUUGUACAUUUCUCACUGGCUGCUUUAAUUAUUAUUGCUCUUGCUUUCCCAAAAAUGUUGCCUCUUAAAAAAUGACUGUAAACACAUCGAGAUUGCAUUUUCUAUAUUAGCUGCAUUUCCUUUCUGUGAAGUACUUUUUAUACUGUGAAACCUCACAUUUUAACAGUGGAAGGUGGUGGCCUGUUACUAGGAAAUUGUUCAAGCUCAUUUGCUGCAAACAGUGAGAUGAUUUUGUAGUGUAUAAUUUUUUUAAAGUGAGUUGGUAAUAGAUAUUGAUUGGACUAUUGUCCACUGCUUACACAGUGAUAACUUGAAUUUUGGCUUGGAUUCCCAAGCAAGUGCUUCUGUUAACCCUGUUCUGUUAAAAAUGGGAUUUUCAGCAUGCCAGGUUUGUUGAGGACUCUUGACUGCUCUGAAUGCUGUAUGCUUUUCCACGGAGGUGAGUUAAUCACCUUCCUCUUGGGCGAGUCACCUGCCAUGUGUCUUCAUGAGAGAUGUGGUAGGAAUCUUUUUGUUCAGUAUUUCACAUGCAUGAUGAGUUACAGAGGUUGGAUUGUGAGGAUUUUAUCCUGAUCAUUUCUUCCGGGAUGAGAGGAGAAAGAAUUACUCACAAAGCUCCAGGUUCCUGCAUGCAGGUUGUUCAUACCAUUCGAGGUUGGGUGCAGAGGAGGAAGGAUCAGCUUCUCUCAGCUUUUGGACCUUCAGGGGCUGUCAUGGACCUGGGGAAAGCAGCCCCAGGGCAGAGACCCCAUCCAGAAGAUCUGUGUGUGCAGUGAUUCUUAGACUUCACAAGAUUAAACUCUGCCUUCUCAUGGCCCCUGUGGAAUUCUGGGGUGUCUCUGAGUGGGUGCACAUCACCACAAUCCGUAUUUUUGGUUCAGGUGAGCAUGGCCCAGGGACAGGGCUGGCACAGAUGGGGCUGUGCCCAUCUGACACUGCUGUCCCAGCCUUCUCCCAGAUCAGCAUGUCAUGUUCAGUAGCCAGGAAGAGUCCUCCUUACUAUUUAUCUCACUAAAUCUGGGACCAAUCUCUUACCCUAUGUGCAAGUGGGGCUAGGGAAUCUUUUUUUUUAGGACAGUUUUGUAUAUCUCUAGAUGAGGUACUGGAGAGGCCUCGGAUCUCCUGGUCUGCACUUGCCUCACCAAAUCACACUGAAUACAAACAAAAAUCUCCCUAUCUCUUCUCCCCCAGAGAUGAGGAAAAUACCAUCUGAGGUGAGCAAGCCAUGUGCUUAUGCACUUUGCUUUUAAAUCCAUGGAUUUAUUCUCUUGGAGCCAUCCCCCUUUCCCCUCACGCUGCUCAUGGAACUGGAGAGGCAGAGCUCUGCUGUGAAGUUCACUGGUGUCUCUAAGUGGUGCCUGGGUGCUGCACCAGUGAGGUGCUCAGUGUCUGUGCAGGGUUUGAAAGGGGCUGUUCAUGAGGAAGGGAACAGUAGGUGAGCAGUUUGUGUCUCCCCACAGAAGAUGCUUGACAUGAUAAACGUCAGUUCUGAAAUUUUUAUAAAUUUUUCCGUGAAGUGAAUAAUGAAUUCAGCUAAAAAGUGCUGUUCCUGUGUUUUAUUUUACCCAACAAACUGCUCUGAGUAUAUUUAUAGUUUUACUUCCUGAAUUCAAUUUAAAAAUAAGGUUUUUAAAGCCAUUUUCUUUCUCCUGACAUCAGCAAUGAUAACUUCCUCAGUGUGUUGUGGGUUUUUUACUACUGAAGAAGGCUUCCCGUGUACAGAUUUUGGUUAUGCAGUUCAGAGUGCACUGUUAGAAGAAAUUUAAGCACAUCUUUUUUUUCUUGUUGUUUUUUCGAAAUCAGUAUGCCUGAGGGAUCAGAGCAUGGACUGCUUCUCACCCUGUGGGCUCCUCUGCCUUCCUGGCUGGAAGGUGGCUGCUCUGUUCAGGGCGGCGUGGACAGUGCCAGGUUUGGGUUUGGGUUUUCCCUGUCAGCCUCUCUGUUGUGCCAUCCCGAGGCAGCCCUUUACUCUUGGCAUUUCCACCCUUGCCCUGCUCCUCUGCCAUUCCUGGCCACCCCAUCUCCCCAGCCCGGGUGGAGGCGUUGGGCUGCCAUUCCCAGCCGGCGAGGAGGGAGCAAUUCACAGUUUUGGCAGCUUUGUGCUUCUGAGGCAGCAGGAGAGGCUUUGCUGUGCUGCUGCCCUGGUCCUGCCUGCUCCUCCCAGCCAGCCUCCCCGGGUGCUGUGGCUGACAGAGCUGUGUAGCCUUGGCUGUGCUGUAUCUUGUGUUUCCCUGCUACAGCGACGUGGCUUAUCCUGUAGCUGCAGCUGCAAGGUGCAUUGGGAAUGCUGAUGUUUUUAUUAUGUGCUGUCGGUGUAGCUUUGUUGGCACUUUGGCUUCCAAUUUCCAGAAUUUCAUAGGUGGUGGAUUUCUCAUUUCUUCUGUGGAUUUUUUCUAAGCUGGAAAUAAAGCUGUGAUUUCUGCUUGAACUGUUGCAAACACAGUGUUUCUUGAAUUGGAAUCUUUUGGGGUUUAAACUCAUGGAGCAAGAAACUGCAAAUAGUGAUGGUGUGGGUGAGUUAUUUCAAGGAGCAGACAUGUAGACUGAGACAGUUUUAGAUACUAAAAUAUUUAUAUUCAUUUAUUCAGGUGAACAAUCCAAGACUCCAUCACAUUACUUGUGCAAGUGCUACUGGCAGUACCUACAGUGAUGCUUUAACCAGAUAGUUCCAUUUGUAGCUUUGUUGCCUUUUCUUUUCUUUUGAAGUACAGUAUGAAACUGUAAAUACUUCUUGCAGAACUGCCUUUUUAACUCUUAAUUACUUUUGGCACAGUGUUAAAUAGUGUUGGAUUUACCCAAUUGCUAUGACAUAUAUUUUUAUACAUAGGUGUACUCUUUUUUCAAGAAUAAUACAGCCAUUUUGUCAUUAAUGCCUUAUGGGUGUCAUACUGCUGUUGCUCUUUGUUUGCAAGGUAUCGAGUGGACUAAUUUCUAGUUCAGAUAUUUUCACUUUUCCUGGCAGUGCUCAAGUUUGGCUUCAGGUGAUUUUUGCCAGAGCCCCAUUUUUCACAGUUGUUAACUGUGAGAAGAGGAGAAUGUGGGCUUGGGCUUGUUGCUGUUAAUGGAGCAAAGAAAAGGUGAUGGCAUCUAAUUGUCUUUAAAAGGUCAGACUUCUCCUACUCUAAACCAGAGUGCAUUUCAUGAAACUGAUGGCUGUGGGCACUGAUUACUUUGUGUAGAUUAAUGGUCUUUAAAAAAGAAAGGGAAAGGGGGAAAAAGGAAACAACUCCAAAAAUGGGCUUCUGUCAUUGUUAGGCACUUGGUUACGUAUCUGUUUAAACUCUUCAUAUUGAUGUGAAAUUGUGCUGUGGAUAAAGUGUAUUUUGUACUUCUGAAUGUUCUAUAUUUAUGACUAACAAGUACAGAAUCAGUUGUGUGUAUGUAUAACUAAUAACUGCCUUUUUAAAUUUCAUUAAAAUAAAAAUGUCAUGAGCUGUUGUUAA
Messenger RNA from Passer montanus (Eurasian tree sparrow), 6613 nucleotides. RefSeq names its product aryl hydrocarbon receptor nuclear translocator 2 (gene ARNT2). Gene Ontology annotation, cellular component: aryl hydrocarbon receptor complex; transcription regulator complex; nucleus. Bases 119 to 2314 code for a protein of 731 amino acids. Gene Ontology annotation, molecular function: protein dimerization activity; DNA-binding transcription factor activity, RNA polymerase II-specific; RNA polymerase II cis-regulatory region sequence-specific DNA binding. Gene Ontology annotation, biological process: regulation of transcription by RNA polymerase II. The transcript has 20 exons. Lineage: Eukaryota; Metazoa; Chordata; Aves; Passeriformes; Passeridae. The record is from RefSeq and is a predicted model, not a curated record.